Molecule: messenger RNA, 4164 nt
Organism: Symbiodinium sp. CCMP2456
Lineage: Eukaryota; Dinophyceae; Suessiales; Symbiodiniaceae
Source: the annotation of a GenBank genome assembly
AUGGACUUCCCUCCGGAAGUUCGAGAGCUCGUGCAGCAGCUGAAGUCUGCUGGGAUGCAGAUUGACGAAUCGAAUCCGCAGGAAGUUAUGCAGGCUCUGUUUCGAGUGCAGCAAAUGGCGGCCAACAAGAAGAAGGCCGAGAUGGUCAGCAAAGAGCGCGCGCUCCCUGGCCGAAGUGAAGCGCAGGUCGUGCCAGCUCAGCAUUACGUGCUGAACAAUCCGAUGAAGGGUCCAUGGCCUGCUGGAUUUAAAGUCUGUGUCUUUGCAAACGGCUGCUUCUGGGGCAGUGAGAAGGGAAUCUGGCGCUUGCCCGGCGGUGGCAUUUACUCCACAGCUGUUGGUUAUGCUGGUGGCUAUACCCCAAACCCGACUUACGAAGAAGCAUGUUCAGGACAAACUGGACAGACUGAAGCAGUGCAGGUGGUUUUUGACCCUUCGAAGAUAAGUCUGGUGGAUAUUUUGCGCUGGUUUUGGGAAGCCCAUGAUCCCACACAAGGAAUGGGUCAAGGGAACGACCGUGGCACACAAUAUCGUAGUGCCUUGUAUUAUUUUGAUGAUGAGCAGAGGCAGCUGUACGAAGCCAGUAAAGAAGCAUAUGAAGCUGAGCUGAAAGUCAAUGGAAAGGGACGUGGACCAAUUACAACGGAAAUUCGAGCAGCCUCCGAUUUCGAGGGCGAGGUUUUCUUCUAUGCAGAAGAGUACCACCAGCAAUAUCUGGCAAAGCCAGGAGCUCGCCCGUACUGUUCGGCAGAGCCACAGCAAGUGUCGCUUCCAGCAUUCGAGAAGUGGUGCCCCGCCGUGCUGCGUAGCAAGCAUGAAAAGGAGCCUUGUGCUUGCAGCCUUGCUCCAGGAGAUCCAGGCUGUGGGACCUUCAGGUUCAAGCUCAGCCGUGGCGCAGGCACGGCAUGGAUGCAGAAGACCGUGGCGCUCCUGCUUGUUGUAAAGACGGAGGUCGGGAAGGAAUACCAGAACACCUUCGACACCGGCAAUAGUUCCUUUCGAUGCAGCUGUGAACGCGGCUACAUGGAUGAUGGGGAGAAGUGUGUAGCUGCAGACUGUGGGCCGCUGCAGGAUCCGUUCGGCAUCUGGCACGGCAGUCACGCCUACCUUGGGGAGUAUACCUUGGAAUGUCAUGACGAUGCCUUCGUGUGGGGUGGCACAGAGCAGGCUGCCACAAUCAGUUGUCCCUCCUUUGGGCGCUGGCGCACAGUGCCACGAUGCUUGAGCCCCCUCGAGGAGAGAAGGGAGGCAGAGCGAGAACGCAUAUCGUUUGUUUUCCAUGUCUGCGCAUCAGUUGCAUGCAUUGUAUCGGCUGCCUUAGCUGCCGGACUUACCAUGGGAUUGGUUUCCUUGGAGCCAGUAGAGUUGCAAAUCAUUGAGGCGGCCCGACUAGACGACUGCACGACGGAGAAGGAGAAGGAGCGACUGCAGAAGCAAAAGGAUGCCGCGAAGCGGAUCCUGCCGUUGCUGAAGGUCUUUGCAUUGCGCGGGCCAAAGUUGCCGCGGCCGCACUGGACUGCGUCCUUCCCAGUUCCGCCUGGCAAUGAGGUGCUGGUACGCCUCCGAACGCAGGAAGGACUCGAGGGCUUCGGUCUGGCAAGCAGCUACACAGCAAUAGACCCACUCGUCAAACCUUGGAAGAAUGGUUUGGCAGAUUUGAUUGUGGGUGAAGACGCCUUGGCACCUGAGCGCCUCUACCACAAACUCUUCCGGCUGACUGCCGACAAGGUUGCAAGUGAGAAAGGCUGGUCGCGAGAAGCGAUGAUUCGCCUAAGCGCUGCAGUUGAUUUGGCAUGCUGGGAUAUCGUUGGGAAGGCAGCUGGGCUUCCGUUGUACAAGCUAUUUGGAGGAUUCAAAGACGAGGUUCACUGUUAUGCUACAUGCGGGUACUACAGGGAAGGGAAAGAUGAACACGAGCUCCGCGACGACCUUCAGAUGAUGGUGGAUCAGGGUCACACAGGCUUCAAAGUAAAGAUUGGUGGUUUGCCUCUCCAUGAAGACAUGGAAAGACUGCGUGUCAUCCGCGAAGUGAUUGGCUACGAUAAGGAUCUCAUGGUUGAUGUCAACCGCGCCUGGGAUUUCAAGACGGCUUGUGAAGGCGUGAAGCUGCUGGAGGCCUUCAAGCCGCGCUGGCUUGAGGAACCUGUGGCCUGGGAAGACGAUCGGCGCCUGCUGGGGCUGCUGUCGCGCCGGACAAACAUCCCACUCUCAGGGGGUGAGAGUGAAUUCACGAGCUAUGGCUGCAGGGCGCUCCUGGAAGAGAAGGCCAUCUCGAUUCUGCAGUUCGAUGCGACGAUGUACGGCGGCUUUACAGAGGGGCGCAAGCUUGCGGCCCUCUGCGAGUUGAACCAUGUCCAGGUUGCUCCGCACCAUGACUGCUUCAUUCAUGCGCAGCUGGUGGCUUCUACCCCAGCUGGGCUGAUCGUCGAGGCCUUCACAGAUCCUGAGCGAGAUCCGUUGCAAGCGGAGCUCUAUCAGGAUGCCCCGGCGAUACGCAACGGCAAGAUCAAGCUAGGCUCCGCUGCAGGCAUCGGGCUUACGCUGAAUGAAAGAGCCGUGGAGAAAUACGGAGAGCGCAUCGACCACCACUUGCUCCUUGUCACCCUGCUUCUCCUCAACGCACUUGCGAAUGAGGCGCUACCCAUUUUCCUGGACGAUCUACUCAGCCCCGUUUUUGCGGUGCUGCUGUCUGUCACUUUUGUGCUGAUUUGCGGCGAGAUCCUUCCAUCCGCAGCUUGGAUUGCUUGGACUCGCGACGUCAUGCCCCUUAGGUUUAUUCCUGUGGUCAAGAUCUUGCUGACGACGAUGUACUGCAUCGCCAAGCCGAUUGCCAGGAUCCUGGACGAGGCCCUGGUUCACAACCGCGAGGAGCGCUUCUCGCGACCAGAGGUCCGCUCUGUCCUGCGCUUGCAUUCGCCAAGCGGGCACCAAGCUGCACGAGAAGCUUAUCGUGAGCGGGAAGGCAGUGCGGAGGGCAGCCCAGGAGGUCAAAGUUGCCUCAGCGGAUCGAGGAGCGCGGCCGAAAAUCAGCUGCUGCCCUCGGAGGACCCACCGCAGCCACCGAGUGUUCUGAACGACCUGGAGGUUGACUUAUGCAUGGCAGUGCUCAUGCUUGGAGAUACUUUGGUCGCUGAUAGUCCGGCCUUCUACACCUUGAAGCGAUGUGCAAGGAGGGUGAUGCCAGCUGACUUCUACAGUCCUGCUAUUUCUGUGGCUGCUGAUGCAGUGUCUUCAAACAAGGACUUCGUCGUCGUUUUUCCGAACAUUGAUCAUGUUGAAUGGCCGGUAGAGGUGACUUGGGAGGAAAUCGUGGGGAUUCUGCGAACUUCCGAGCUCUUGGCGACCCAAUCCUGUACGCCGAUUGGCUCGCUCUGCAAGCGCAAGCAGCGGCCAGCUCGUAUAGAGGCUCACGAGACAGCCGCGGAUGCACUUGCCCACAUCGCUGAUGCUUGCGACUCGCCCUGUGGUAUCGGGGUGGUUCACCGCAAUGAUGAUUUCUUCGGUAUUUUCGAUGGCGAGGAUGCCCUGUGUGGUGCCAUUGCCGAGCAAGAAGAGUUUGCCGUACCGUGCACACCUAGUGACCGACUGUCGCGCCAAAGACGUGAGGCAGGGUUGGGCAUUGUCCAAAGCCGCAGCGAUGCAUCGCCUUCCUCUUCGACAGGGAGCCCCGCGCGCGAAACAAUCCCGGAGAGUGCCCAUCUGACCGGGCGGACUCUUGGGGAAAUCGCUUCAAUGGCACUGGAGCCGGUAGACGAAAAGGAGGUGCGAGAUCGCUUUCACACGGAUCCUCAGCCAGAUGUGGCGCGAGGAAUCUCACUGCCACUGCCCUCACGAUCAACAUCAAGUGCCAUAGAUGUGGUCAAGUCUAUGUCGUACAGUGUCGGAAGUCCUGCUGCGCCCGGAGAGCUUGAAGAGAAUCGGCAAAUGUCUCCGGGAGACGUCGUGCCUGGCCAGACACCGGAGCGCUCUCGGCCGAGGCCCGCACACCUGUGGUCGGAGCUGGAGCUGACGGCUCUCCAAGCCCUGUCGGAGCGAACGGAGGUGCCGGAUGCCCCGAACCUGCCGGACCUCGUACCCGACGCAGCGCAGGAGGAGGAGAGAGACCUAGAAGAAAUCUCUCUCGGUUCACGGCCCAGCCAAGGGCCGUUUAGUGGCCAGGAGUAG